AUGCCGGAGCCUCGGAAGCAACCGCUGAAUCAGCGAAAUGGUUUCAGAAAGUUUAAGGAAGACCGAUUUCCUGCUGAAGACUCCAAGAAGGUGAGGAAAGUUCGUAUUAUCUGUUACGAUCCUGAUGCUACUGAUGAAUCAUCUUCGAGCGAAGAUGAAGGGAGGGGGAGAAGCUAUGUCAAAAAACCAAAACGAAUAGUUCAUGAAAUCAAUCUUCAUCCCAUUUUCACCCCUCCAGCUAAGGUCGUCGUAGAGCCCGAGAGUUCAUGUCAAGACAGCAACAAUGGAGUCAAAACCCCAAAACCCAAGGUGGGGUUUUUCGCAAGAACUUCAAGGAGACAGUCCUCUUCACCUUUCAGAGGUGUAAGGCAAAGGAAAUGGGGAAAAUGGGCCGCUGAGAUUCGUGACCCUUUCAAAGGGCGUCGUACCUGGUUGGGUACUUUCAACACCCCAGAAGAUGCUUCCAAGGCCUAUGAGGCCAAGAGGCUUGAGCUCGAACAACUGUGGGCCAGGGAAACAGCUGCUCCGGCCGCCAGCUCUGAGAAAAGCAACAACACCUCAUCGUCUGCCGUUGUGUCUCAUAUGUCCUACGCCAACAUCCAACAACCUGUUUCUUCCGAGGACUCUGACUCUGCCUUGUCUCGAAGGUCUCCUGCUUCGGUUCUUGAUUUGGAGACUUCGGCUUCCAAUAACAUUGGAAAUGUUGUUGAUUUGGAGAAGGAGGUCGUCGAUGAUUCUCCUGAUCUUGGAGAACUGCAAAUACCCGACUUGGGUUUUCUGGAUGAUCCUUUGGGCUCGCUUCCAUUUGAGAAUGAACUUAGCCUGGGACCGGAGCUUGACUCGCUUUGCUUGGAGGAGUUUGGUAAGUUCUUCAACGAGUUCAGUAGCAUUGAGGAUGUCCAGAUUGGUGGGAUUGAUGGCUAUGAGCCUACCAGUCUUCCUGACUUUUACUUCGAGGAUCUUGGCAAGGAUGAUAUCUCUUGUUGGUUGGAUGAACCCCUCAACAUAGCAUGCCAAUAA
This is a messenger RNA of Prunus armeniaca (apricot), 1020 nucleotides long. The record is from the annotation of a GenBank genome assembly. Lineage: Eukaryota; Viridiplantae; Streptophyta; Magnoliopsida; Rosales; Rosaceae.